Messenger RNA from Suillus discolor, 2055 nucleotides. RefSeq lists its product as uncharacterized. The record is from RefSeq and is a predicted model, not a curated record. The coding region runs from base 63 to 1961 and encodes 632 amino acids. Lineage: Eukaryota; Fungi; Basidiomycota; Agaricomycetes; Boletales; Suillaceae. The transcript is spliced from 13 exons.
CGUGCCCACUGCCGCUUAACUUGAACAGGCCGUCAUUGACUCGGAACGUUAGGCGACUAAACAUGUUGACCAAGAAGCUGAUUCUAAGGCACUUGAAAAGUCUGUGCCAAGUGUUAGCAGCACUCAUAACUCCAUCUGCCCAAAGAUUGCGCAUCCUCGUGACUUGCUUUCGACACUUUGUGGCCAAAUUGAAGAUUCGCGGUUUCCCAAGGCACACUGGCAAUAAUGACUCGACGACACUUUCUCCUGCAGACUGUUGCACUGUACCGCCCAGUGCUUCUGGUGUGCGAUGUCCCCCCGUCAAAUUACUACUGCCACUUCACAACCAGCAAAUAACUUCAGCUAGUGCAGCAAGCAGCACGCAAGAUGUGUUGUUGUCUUCGAUGCCAAUAUUCCCCAUGCCUGAACCAUGCAUUCCCCAGCAAUAUAUUCCCCCUCAACCGGUUUUGCCUCCACAAGUUCCUAACGCCAACCCUUCCAGCGUUCCAAACACCAAUAUCAAGCUUGUGCCAUUCGUUGCGGAUGACAUUUCACGAUAUGAGAAUCGUCCUCUCGUAAACACAGCUCGAAGGCGCGAUGGAAUCCCAGCACACACGAUACAGUUCCCAAACGAAUCAUGUCCGUGGCUGAGCGGUCAUUGGGAGCUAUGUGUGCACCCGGAAGGUGUACUAUAUUUACAUAACAAGUGCAAGAGUGCAUUCACAGAAGCAACCGUGGAUAGCAACAUGUUCGGGUUUCUCGACAGAUGUGUGGAUGCAUUAGAUGAACUAGCAAAAACAAAAUCAGUGGAUCUCGGAGCUGAUAACAUUGACCUCGUCGUGCAACUAGCGCAGAAUGAAGAGGGUGAAGUGUCUUGCUAUUAUUAUUUCGUCGACUACACAGAUCGAAUACUAUUUUGGCUGCAUGAUCGCCCCGCCGAAGCGAAGGAUGACGUCUUUAGUGGGCUCCAAGGCGUCAUCGAUCUGAGCCAUAUUCGAUAUUCCCUGGAGUCUGAAUACUGGACGCAUUGCGAAUUUUACCCGAAACACCAGAUGGAUAGACAGGAGAUCAUCAAGGAACUGAGGGGGCUUGUCAUGCAUGCAAGUACAGAGAUCAUCACUUCGGAUACGUCCUUGUCGCCUUUUGAUGGAGAUGAACUCUCCAGAAUCUUGGAGUUGAUAAACCAUCUUAAAGAGAAUGCUUCAGCAAAUGACCCACAUUCCACUUGUGUUAUUGCGAGAUUCAUGCACUACUUCUAUAGAGCCAAGUUCUUCAACUUCUGCGGUCUACCCUGCGCUCGUCUUGAAGCUGAUAAAUCGGUGUACAAGGACGAUAAAAACCCUCAUCCACUGACCAGUAGUGCUUCUUUCGCUCUCGAUGUCAUGCUUUUUUGGGCACCACAAUCACACUUGGAAGAACUUCGAAAAGUGUGGGUAGAUGAAUGCAUCAAUACGCCGCGGUGGAAAGACUUCAACAAAAAUCUCAUGACAGAAUGGACUGGGAUCACAAUCUAUUCCACCGUCAUGUUAGCAGUAGACGUAAGUUUCCUUGCAGUGCCGAAUGUGAAUAUUGGCCAGUCGCAGUCGAUCGGGAUUAUCGUCACCUAUCUCUCCAUCAUCUUCAUCACUGGCUCCUUGAUCGUCUCAGUCCUGCUGGUGCGACAGAACCAAAGAUAUGGUUUUGAGUCAGCGGACAAAGCAACAGAAUUUCUGUCUCAUAUGACGGGGACGUUUUUCGGAGUGAGAGCCCUUGCCACGGUUCACAGUCUUCCCUACGCAAUGCUUAUGUGGGGGAUGAUAUACUUCGCAAUCGCCAUUCUGUACAAUGUGUUCAAGUCUACGACAGUGGCCAUGCUGGCAUCAGUUGUCGGUGGAUGCGUGGUCGUCACCAUGUUCAUAUUUUGGUUCAUCUGGGCAGCAAGAGAGUUCCGCCUUUUCGAGCCAUUAGAAAAGAUUUUCCCCUCAAGAAAUACUCGACCUUAGCACAUACUUCGGGAUUUGUAUAUAUGGGAUGACUAUUACUUUAUCGUCAACUGAGUUUGUGGCGUCGAAUGCCUGAAUCAGUUGCUAAGCUGCC